Molecule: messenger RNA, 320 nt
Organism: Racocetra persica
Lineage: Eukaryota; Fungi; Glomeromycota; Glomeromycetes; Diversisporales; Gigasporaceae
Source: the annotation of a GenBank genome assembly
AUGUCGCAACCAAAAAUAUUUUUUGCCAAGAUUUUUGUUUACCUAAUCUUGUUAUUAGUAACCAUUCACAAUACUUCUUCAUUCACUUAUUACUAUCCGAUCAAGAGAUCUCUAAUUUUUUCUCAAAAUGGAAUCAAUAUACCGAUAACUAAUAAACGCCAAGCGGUUACUCCAUUACCAAUUGCAGUGGGACCGACCCUUUUCAGUACACAAGAAAAACUUGUAGCUACAGUUGAUGCAGCAGAAAGUCACUCAUCGCAAAUUGAAGCUAUUGAUGAAGAAGCUUUAGCAACAAACCUCGACAACGAAGAAUACAAUAU